Messenger RNA from Eufriesea mexicana, 357 nucleotides. RefSeq lists its product as uncharacterized. The transcript is spliced from 3 exons. Lineage: Eukaryota; Metazoa; Arthropoda; Insecta; Hymenoptera; Apidae. The coding region runs from base 1 to 357 and encodes 118 amino acids. The record is from RefSeq and is a predicted model, not a curated record.
AUGCUUCCUCUGAAGACCAUUCUGCUGUUAACCGUGGUUGGUUUGCUGAACUUAUCGACAGCCGCACCGGACAGUGCAGGAAUCGUGGAAAUGGUGAAUGGAUUGGCGUAUGGUGGAAUUCCCUAUGGAAGCGUAACUGGCAUGUUGUCCAAGUAUCCCGGAUUUAUGAGACAUCAAUUUAAUUCCAUUCAGGCCCGGCAAUUAGGCGGAUUCGGAGGUGUACAGCCGCUAAUUGUCGGUCCGAAUUUGAGGGCAACGAGACUAGUGGGCCUGCAUCCGCAAUCUGUGCAAGUUUACAACGUUCGAGGUGCCGUUGCCCCCGGCGUUGUUAGCACGAUCAAUCACAUAGGAUACUAA